Coregonus clupeaformis (lake whitefish) is the source of this 1718-nucleotide messenger RNA. RefSeq names its product platelet-activating factor acetylhydrolase IB subunit alpha2-like. NCBI's taxonomy places the organism in Eukaryota, Metazoa, Chordata, Actinopteri, Salmoniformes, Salmonidae. The transcript is spliced from 6 exons. The record is from RefSeq and is a predicted model, not a curated record. The coding region runs from base 292 to 1071 and encodes 259 amino acids.
CAACCCUGCUGGAGAGAGAAAUUGAAGGAGCAAACGGGAUCUACGGAUGCUGAAGAGCGGGAGGUUGGGUCGACUCGACCGAUAAGUUUCACAUUUAGAACAAUCUCUGAGACAUUUAUUUUGCAGAUAGUUCAUUGUUGGAGUUAGAGUAACAGAGAAGCUGUAUCGUAGUUGUUUAUUGACAGGAAACGAGGAGCUAAUUUAUUAGGGUGAGUUGCUAGCCAGCUAACGUUAGCUUGCUAGCAUCCAAGCGCGAGAGCAGAAUCCGCACCGACGCACUAUCAUCCUUGGAUGCACAACAUCCGAGCCGUGCAGCCUCUGUGCGCGAGGAAAUAUUCUGGUUAUAUUGACAAGAACUGGCCAUCACCAGUAGCUUCCAGGAUGAGUGGUGAUGAGAUGAACCCAGCAGCAGUGGCCCAGGCAGUGGAGGAUAUACAGGGAGACGACCGCUGGAUGUCCCAGCACACGCGGUUUGUUCAGGAGUGUAAGGACGCAGAGCCAGAGGUGCUGUUUAUUGGAGACUCCAUGGUGCAGCUAAUGCAGCAGUACGAGAUCUGGCGGGAGCUCUUUUCUCCUCUGCACGCGCUCAACUUUGGCAUCGGGGGAGACACCACCUGUAAUGUGCUGUGGAGGCUGCAGAAUGGAGAACUGGACAACAUUGGGCCCAAGGUGACGGUGGUGUGGGUAGGAACCAACAAUCACGAGCACUCGGCAGAGCAAGUUGCAGGGGGAAUCCUUGCCAUUGCACAACUGCUCACCUCCCGUCUUCCUAAGACUAAGGUUGUUAUUCUGGGUCUGUUGGCACGGGGCGAGCGGCCCAACCUGCUGCGGGAGAAGAAUGUGGCGGUGAACGGCUUCCUGCGCUCCUGGCUGCCGCGGCUGGGCCAGACCCAGUUCCUGGAUGUGGGGGCGGGCUUUGUGCACUCUGACGGGACCAUCUCCACCCGGGACAUGUUUGACUUCCUGCACCUGACAGCAGCAGGCUACCGGGCCAUCGCCAAGCCCCUCAGUGACCUGCUGCUGCAGAUACUGGAGGAGACGCCUGAGGAGAAGAGGGCCUCGCUGGUCUGAGGGCCACAGCCCAGGGGCCACACACCCACACAGCCAGGGGCAUGCCUCACUCAUUCACUCUGCUGGGGAGUAGCUGGAAUUUGCCCCAAUCAACUAACCAGGAUCUGGUCCUAGAUAUGUUCUAGAUCUGAACUGUCUUAGAUCUGUUCUAGAUCUGAUCUGGUACUAGAUCUGAUCUGGACUUAGAUAUGUCCUAGAUCUGAUCUGGUCCUAGGUCUGUUGUUAGGGGCAAGAUCUGUGGCAACUUCUACCUCUACUGGGAACGGGAGGGGGGAUAGUCAGGGGUGAGGCAUGCUCCUGUCUAUUGAGAAGGGGUCAGAUCAAGAUGUCACUCACAUGAGGGGGCCAAUCAGAGAGAAUGGGCACUCAUAUGAGUGGAACUGGAACUGCAGGAACGGAGGGGGAGUGCAUGGGUUCAUGUGCAUGUGUGCGGGGAGACGGAGUUGACGGUGUGGAGAGGUGAAAGAGAGCGAGAGACAACAAUACUUCCAGAGACAUCGUACACUCUGUAGCAGCAACAGUAGCACUUGGAGUCAGAGAGAGAUCUAAUACCAGGAGGAUAGAGAGAGAUGGGACACCUGCACAAGCUACAUAGAGAGGCUAAUGACAAACAUGCAUAGACCCUGAGAGAGAGAGAGAGAGAGAGA